Ctenopharyngodon idella (grass carp) is the source of this 808-nucleotide messenger RNA. RefSeq names its product ribonuclease P 21 subunit (gene rpp21). Gene Ontology annotation, biological process: tRNA 5'-leader removal. The transcript has 5 exons. The record is from RefSeq and is a predicted model, not a curated record. Bases 112 to 609 code for a protein of 165 amino acids. Lineage: Eukaryota; Metazoa; Chordata; Actinopteri; Cypriniformes; Xenocyprididae. Gene Ontology annotation, cellular component: nucleolar ribonuclease P complex.
AUAGUGAUUUUACCCGCAACUGAGUUGCAGAAGGAAUAACACAAGCAUGCUGUCAUGUUAUACAGUACGAGUUCAGACUUUGGAGUGACAGCCAAACGUCUAUAAAGAAACAUGGCUGGGAAUAUAAAAGAUAAAGAAGCAUAUCAACGCCUGAACUUCCUCUAUCAGGCUGCUCACUGCGUUUUGGCUCAAAAUCCAGAGAAUAUUGAACUAGCAAGAUUUUACUGCUUCACUCAGAAGACCAUCUCCAAACGACUGGUGCUCAGACAAGAUCCAUCAGUGAAGAGAACCAUUUGCAAGAAAUGCUGCACUUUACUAAUACCAGGUGUCACAUCCACUGUACGCCAAAAAGGAGGACCAAGGCGACAACGUAAGACUGUUGUACGAUGUUUAAGUUGUGGACUGACCAAACGGUUCCCAAACAACCCAAAAUAUAAAUUGUGGGUGGAUCAACCAGAGGCUCAACUAGAAAACCAGACAUCACAAGAUGCUGGUCCUUCAUCUAAGUCCACAACCCAAAGGAAGAAAUCAGAUAUUUCAAGUGAUUCAGCAUCCACAACAGCGAAGACUUCGUCUACAGCUCAAACAAAUCUGACUAAACCUUCGUGACACACACUUUAUGAGACCGUACACAUACAUUAUCUGGUUCAACAAAGUGAACAUUUUUCUUUUUAUUAUAAUUUUUUUCUUUUAUUAUAAUUAUAAAGUUUUGCAGGCUUUCAUUUUCCUGACAUAAUGUGCAAUAUUGUUUUCCUUCUGCAUUGAAUGUUUUGAAUUGCAAUAAAGUUUUCGUACUGUAAGAGGCAAA